GUCGUCAAUCGCUUAGUCUGUGGCGCGAAAACUCGAUCUCAAGAUGUUUAAAUUAUUUCUAUCCAUUUUAUUCUUCUUAAUAUCUUCACUGGCCAUCUGACUUUCCUCGAUACUCGUCUUACUGAUUUCGCCUAUCGGUCGAUCGGUGCAAGAACAGGCGUGCAGACAGAUAGGAAAGUACGAGGUGUGUGACAAAAUGGAAAACCAGUUGGACGUCAUCGUACAAGAAUCUGACUUAGAAUCAAAGAUCCUCCACUUGAACGUGUGGGUGUAUCGGGGAAAACGGUUUCAAAAAUUGAACACCUGUGAGAUUGAACCUUGAAAAAUGAAGAAGGGAUCGUUUAAAGGGUUAAAAAAUGUAUUCUGGCUAAACCUAACGUACAAUGUCAUACCACUGUUGCCAAAUCUGUUCUCAGAACCGAAGCAAUUGAGUUUCCUGUAUCUGAUGUACAAUAAGAUUAACGAGAUAUCCCAAGACCUCGUUCGCGGACGUGCUGCAUUUGUUGGGGCUGAAUUUCGGAUUGAACGACGUCGAACCGAUCGACAGGAGCUCGGUUACAGCAGUAUAUUCGCCUCCGGUUAAACGAUUAAGGUUAUUAGCGUAGAGCCUGGAGUUUGUAGAUGUAUUGUAGGAUUGAAUCUUCUGGAAUUGGGAAACGAUAAACUAACCAUCAUCCAGCCAGGAAUCCUACAAGGAUUGUCCAGAUUGAGCUGUCUCACAUUGGAAGGAAAUCAGUUAAGUAGAGUGUCUUACAUCGAUUACAAACAAUUAAUCGGUUCAAAUGAUUUGAACUUAGACUACAAUCAAAUAGCAAAUAUCGAGCUAGCAUCGUUCCUAGACAUGAAUUACUUGAAGCAGCUGCACCUGAGCACGAAUCAACUAACUGCAAUUAUCUUUGCAAUGUUUCAUGGACUAACGGAUUUGAACGAGCUGGAUCUGGCUGAUAAUAAGAUCAUUACAAUGCAACCCGGUGUGUUUGAAGACCUUCCAGUCCUGGCAUUCGUAAACCUUACGAAUAAUAAAUUAACUGGCAUAAAUAAUGUAGAAAUUGGUGGAAUAAAAAGAUGUGACGCAUCAACAUGUCGAGCGCAAAAAUCCAUGAGUUUGGCCAGAGUAUGACAAGUGUACAUCGAGUAGCUAAGACAGCGGAGCUAGAUGUUCCUUUUACGCUUCUCACUAGUGAGCCAGAGCGGUGCUUUCAGGCUCGCAAGUCUUCGACUUUCGCAAAAGCAUCGCAGAGGUAUAUAGUGCUAUCGCAGAUGAUAAAUCAUUAGAUCUAGAUGCUAUGCUAGUUGAAUUUUCACGCAACUUAAUUCGUUUCAGCUAGACCAAUCUGACUCUCGUACUUUUUUACAAUAAUCUCUGUUUUUAGGAUCUAACAAUCUCACCUUAUACCUUUGUUUUAACCUUCUUUGAUCAGGAAGAGUUACAAGUCAUAUUAGAAUAUCAACAUCCUUCGAUAUCUCGUAACAUCUCGUUCUGAUAUUUUUAAAUCGGAAAACGUUCGUUCAUGUCCUUGAAGACACUACAGUUUAUCUAACUCUCUUCAGCAGUUUGAUGAUAUUAGCAAAACAAUCAUAUUCUACUCCUUCCAAUGUGCAAUAUGCAGGUUUAUAACCGUCGAGGUAUUUCUUUUUGUGCAUGUAAAAUUGUUCUACCUAGAAGCAACGAGGGUAUCACGUUGUUACAAAAUUCGAAUCAACAAAUUUGUGGAAUUGGGAAGAUAUUGUAUUCAGUUACUCUAAUAGCCCUUAUUUCGAUUAAAAAUUUUCGUUUUUUAAUAUGUCGUUUAAUAUCU
This is a messenger RNA of Bombus pyrosoma, 1799 nucleotides long. Its product is annotated as leucine-rich repeat transmembrane neuronal protein 4-like. Gene Ontology annotation, cellular component: plasma membrane. The record is from RefSeq and is a predicted model, not a curated record. Gene Ontology annotation, molecular function: protein binding. NCBI's taxonomy places the organism in Eukaryota, Metazoa, Arthropoda, Insecta, Hymenoptera, Apidae.